Rhodamnia argentea is the source of this 2180-nucleotide messenger RNA. Its product is annotated as putative glucose-6-phosphate 1-epimerase. Gene Ontology annotation, molecular function: isomerase activity; carbohydrate binding. The record is from RefSeq and is a predicted model, not a curated record. The transcript is spliced from 8 exons. Bases 1050 to 2003 code for a protein of 317 amino acids. Gene Ontology annotation, biological process: carbohydrate metabolic process. NCBI's taxonomy places the organism in Eukaryota, Viridiplantae, Streptophyta, Magnoliopsida, Myrtales, Myrtaceae.
UCGAGUUGUCUCCAUCUAAAAAAAUCCCCCGAAAUUCAAAAACUUUGGCUGCUUGUACAACGUACCAUGUACCUCGUAUCUGCACGUUCCUUCUCUUGCUUCCACAAAAAUGCCCAGGUCCCUUCCCUCCCUCCCAACCGUCCACUUCUUCAGCCCUUUUUCUUUUUCCUUUCCUCCUCCUCUCGUUCCUUCAGAUUGCAGUUUCGGUAUUUAGUAGGAGCUCCUUGAACAUAUUUAAUUCUUCGUCCAAAAAGCCAUUUCAUUCGGUGCAUGUGUUCUUUGGCGUUUCAUUUCAGUUCUGAAUGGCCAUUGCUUUUCCAUUAAAUUUCGUGACUUUUAUAUUCAUCUCUAUGUAUACAGAGAAGGGCUUUCUCUGAUGAAAUUCCUGCAUUCAACCCCCCCUUCCCGUCUCUCUCUCUCUCGCUCGCUCUCUCUGAUUUGUUAUUUUCUUGGGCUGUUCGGAGGAACUAUAGAUCCAUGCUCCUGAACCGAGUGCUUCAACUCUUUUUGCGUUAAAAAUCUCUCCUUGAUCUGCUUUUGGGCCGUGGAUUUGCUGCUUUUUUUUUUUUUAUGUCAAGUUUCAAUCUUGUCAUAGAGAGUUUGAAGCUUGAAGGAACUAAAGUUUCACCGAUGCUAACAGCUCAUCUGAUGGCUCUCUCUCCUUUCGGUGUCAGCUAUUAAUGGUGUGUUGACAUAUGUGGGCACUUGUUCAAGACUCCUGGGAUAGAUAGUGGUUUGGGUCUAGAAGGCCUUUGCCAAAUGUUCUCAUCCUACUGGAGCUUCUCUAUGUUUUAUGUUUAAGCAAUUGAGGGUUCUGGGGAUAUGGGGCUUUUUUUUAAUUGGAUCUGAGGGUAAAUGCUGAGGAAGCAAAUGGUUGUUGGAAAUUAGCUUUUAGUUCACGUGUUCACAGGUUUUGCUUAGAGAAGCCUCUGGUGCAACUCUAAUGUUUCUGUGAUGGGGUGAAUUCUGUGAUUCUUCACUGUCCAUACGUGCCAGUUUCCUCUGAAUUGUUUAGAACUCUAGCAACAGAAGCUCAUCUUCCAAUCCAAAUGGAGCAUUCUGCUGCUGUGUGGGAUUACAAAACCGCAGUCGAAAUGACAAAGGACUGGAAUGGGAUUGACCAUGUCGUGCUUCGGAGUCCACAAGGGGCUUCAUUGCGGGUUAGUAUGCACGGAGGGCAGGUGACAUCAUGGAGGAAUGAGCAAGGCGAAGAGCUCCUAUUCACUAGUAGUAAGGCAAUUUUUAAGCCUCCCAAAGCAGUGAGGGGAGGAAUUCCCGUGUGUUUCCCUCAGUUUGGCAAUUGUGGAUUGCUGGAGCAGCAUGGUUUUGCCAGGAACAAAAUUUGGACAGUUGAUGAUAAUCCUCCACCCCUGCCCUUGACUGAUUCUCAAGGCAAAUCCUUCAUUGACCUAUUGCUUAAGCCUAUUGAAGAAGACGUAAAGGGUUGGCCUCAUAGUUUUGAGCUUCGCCUUCGGGUUUGCCUUGCAAUCAAUGGUGAUCCGAGCUUAAUAUCGCGAGUCAGAAACAUCAAUGGAAAGCCAUUUAGUUUCUCAUUUGCGUAUCACACAUAUUUAUCAGUUUCUGACAUCAGUGAAGUGAGAAUUGAAGGAUUGGAGACGCUUGACUAUCUAGACAACCUUUGCCAAAGGGAACGCUUCACAGAACAGGGGGAUGCCAUAACUUUUGAGUCAGAGGUGGAUCGAAUCUACUUGAGUUCUCCAAAUGUAAUCGCGGUGCUUGACCAUGAGCGGAAGCGAACUUUUGUGAUCAGAAAGGAAGGUCUGCCAGAUGUCGUUGUAUGGAAUCCUUGGGAGAAGAAAUCGAGGGCGAUGGUGGAUUUUGGCGAUGAGGAGUACAAACAGAUGGUAUGCGUCAACGGUGCAUUGAUAGAAAAGCCAAUCACAUUGAAGCCAGGCGAGGAGUGGACAGGAAGAUUGGAUCUCUCGGUGGUCCGCUCAACUUUCUGCAGUGACCACCUUGAUUUCCAAACCAGAGGCCUCUGAAGACCACCGAAGUCGUCGUGGCCAUAUUUAUCUUUUUCCUGUCCUGUUUCUGAUGGCAGAGAACCAACCCAAGGCAUCGCUUUGGACCAGUGCUCAACCGGUAAGCCUGGGACAGUUGACAGUCCCAUACCCGACUCGCCAGUGUUAGUACACUAUUCCGGGCAUGCUAUAGAGAUA